AUGAAUACUACUCAUCGUCGACGGCAAGCUUUCUAUGCCCUACCCUCAGCACACUGGCAGAUGCUCUCGGAGCCUCCAUUCUCCAUCCUUGAUAACUUCAAUAAGGUGGAUGAUGCCAUCGAUACCAAUGCCGACAUCGCGGAUACAAUUCUGGCACUGGGUCUUCAGUCAUUUGGUCUUGCUGCAAACCCCGACAAGACCAAUCCUACUGAAAAUUGGCAUGACAUAGCAACUUCAUCGGAUGUCAACAAAGCGCACUCAACGAUACGCCAGUUCUAUCGUGACUGGAGUAUCGAAGGACGACCCGAGAGAGAAGUCUGCUAUGACCCGGUGCUCCAGGCUCUCAACGAGGAGUUCCAGACGCGGCGUGAUAACGGAGAGGAAAUCCGUGUUCUGGUCCCUGGUGCUGGCCUGGGCCGUUUAGUUUUCGAGAUUUGUAUGGCAGGCUAUGACGCCGAGGGAAACGAGAUCUCUUACCACCAGCUGCUAGCCAGCAGCUGGGUUCUGAACCAUACCGACGGGCCAGCAAAGCAUGCCCUUCAUCCUUUUGCAUUGCAUUUCUCUAAUCUCCAAUCCCGAGCACAGCAACUCCAACAAGUUAUGAUCCCCGACGUGCACCCCGGAUUGGCCAUGCAGGAGGCUACCAAUGCUGGUCGCCGCUUCGGUACGAUGUCCAUGUCCGCAGCAGAUUUCACCGUAUUGUAUACUCAGCCGAACAACCACGAGACGUUUGACGCAGUAACAACUGUUUUCUUCAUUGACACGGCCCCAAACCUUAUUCGGUAUAUCGAGACGAUCCGACACAGCCUCAAGCCCAAUGGGCUCUGGAUCAACGUGGGCCCACUAUUAUGGCAUUUCGACGACGGUCACUCCCGUAAGGGAAAUGAGUCCGGAUACGAGGGGGCUGGGAUUGGUGAGCCAGGAAAUGUGGAGUUAUCCGAGGAAGAAGUGCUGAGCCUUGUGGAGCGCAUGGGAUUCCGCCUCGAAAAGCGUGGCGAUCGGAAGGCUUGUGGCUAUAUUCAGGACCCCAACAGCAUGCUUCAGAAUCUUUAUCAACCCUCACACUGGGUGGUGCGAAAACUGGUUUAA
This is a messenger RNA of Penicillium concentricum, 1089 nucleotides long. RefSeq lists its product as uncharacterized. The coding region runs from base 1 to 1089 and encodes 362 amino acids. Lineage: Eukaryota; Fungi; Ascomycota; Eurotiomycetes; Eurotiales; Aspergillaceae. The transcript has a single exon. The record is from RefSeq and is a predicted model, not a curated record. Gene Ontology annotation, molecular function: S-adenosylmethionine-dependent methyltransferase activity.